Molecule: messenger RNA, 8557 nt
Organism: Dermochelys coriacea (leatherback sea turtle)
Lineage: Eukaryota; Metazoa; Chordata; Testudines; Dermochelyidae
Gene: LRRC8A
Product: leucine rich repeat containing 8 VRAC subunit A
Exons: 4
Coding region: 426-2858 (810 amino acids)
Molecular function (GO): protein binding
Source: RefSeq, a predicted model, not a curated record
CAGCCAACAAUAAGACGCGCCCUCUACAAACAUGGCGCCCGCGGCUUAAUCAACGCGCCCUGCACAAAGAUGGCUGCACAGCCCGAGCACGCCACCAAGGGCCCUGCAUAAAGAUGGCGCCGCCCCAUCCCUCCUUCCUCCCCCGCCCAGACCUGGUUCAGGGCGCGCGGGAGGCGCCUUUGCCGGCCGGCCGGGUGAGGUCAGUUCCGGGGCGGAGCAGCUCGAGUGGUGCAGUCAGGGACAAACAAAAGGAGCUGGAGCGAAGAGGCCGAAGCCGGUCUGGCGCUGCCAGGGAAGCUGCUCCCAUGGCGCUUGGGGAAUGCAGUGUUUCUGUGCUCUGUCAGGAUCCAGCACAUAUGGACAUCAUCUUCUUCCAGCACAGAGAACUGAAGUGCAGAUAGCAGAACCCAGCCACAGGGUGAACCAUGAUUCCUGUCACUGAACUGCGCUAUUUUGCCGAUACCCAGCCAGCAUACCGCAUCCUGAAACCAUGGUGGGAUGUCUUCACAGACUACAUUUCCAUAGUCAUGCUGAUGAUUGCAGUGUUUGGAGGGACGCUUCAGGUCACCCAGGACAAAAUGAUCUGCUUGCCCUGCAAAUGGGUUACCAAAGACUCCUGCAAUGACUCUUUCAGAGGUUGGACAGCUGCAACUCCAGACCCCACUUACUAUAACUCUAGUUUUGUCCCAUCUCAGGACACUGGGCCUACAGGGAUCCGAUAUGACCUAGACCGGCACCAGUAUAACUAUGUGGAUGCAGUGUGCUAUGAGAAUCGCCUUCACUGGUUUGCCAAGUAUUUCCCUUACCUGGUGCUGCUACACACUCUGAUCUUCUUGGCUUGCAGCAAUUUCUGGUUCAAAUUCCCACGGACCAGCUCAAAGCUGGAGCAUUUUGUGUCUAUUCUGCUGAAGUGUUUUGACUCUCCCUGGACAACAAGAGCACUCUCUGAGACAGUGGUGGAGGAGAGUGAUCCCAAGCCUGCCUUUGGGAAGAUGAAUGGCUCCAUGGACAAGAAAUCUUCCACAGUCAGUGAGGAUGUUGAAGCCACUGUCCCCAUGCUACAGAGAACAAAGUCGCGGAUUGAGCAAGGGAUCGUUGAUCGCUCUGAGACGGGCGUCUUGGACAAGAAAGAAGGGGAACAGGCCAAAGCGCUUUUUGAGAAAGUUAAAAAGUUCCGCACACAUGUGGAGGAGGGAGACAUAGUCUAUCGCCUCUACAUGAGACAAACCAUCAUCAAGGUGAUCAAGUUCAUCCUGAUCAUCUGCUACACUGUCUACUAUGUCAACAACAUCACGUUUGACAUUGACUGCAAGGUGGACAUCGAGAGCCUGACAGGUUACCGCAUGUACCGCUGUGCUCACCCUCUUGCCACUCUCUUCAAAAUCCUGGCCUCUUUCUACAUUAGCCUGGUGAUCUUCUAUGGACUGAUCUGCAUGUACACACUUUGGUGGAUGCUGAGGCGAUCCCUCAAGAAAUACUCCUUUGAGUCCAUCCGGGAGGAGAGCAGCUACAGUGACAUCCCUGAUGUCAAGAAUGACUUUGCUUUCAUGCUGCACCUGAUCGACCAGUACGACCCCCUCUACUCCAAGCGAUUCGCUGUCUUUCUGUCUGAGGUGAGUGAGAACAAGCUGCGGCAGCUGAACCUUAACAAUGAGUGGACCUUGGAGAAGCUGCGCCAGAGGAUCACAAAGAACUCUCAGGACAAGCUGGAGCUGCACCUCUUCAUGCUGAGUGGCAUCCCUGACACAGUCUUUGACCUUAUCGAGUUGGAGGUGUUGAAGUUGGAGCUCAUCCCUGACGUUACUAUCCCACCAAGCAUUGCUCAGCUCACCAGCCUUAAGGAGCUAUGGCUCUACCACACGGCUGCCAAAAUUGAGGCCCCAGCCCUUGCCUUCUUGAGGGAGAACCUGAAAUCUUUGCACAUUAAGUUCACAGACAUCAAGGAAAUCCCUCUGUGGAUUUAUAGCCUAAAGACCUUGGAGGAGCUCCACCUGACAGGGAACCUGAGUGCAGAGAACAACCGUUACAUUGUGAUUGACGGACUAAGGGAACUGAAGCGGCUCAAGGUGCUUCGGCUAAAGAGCAACCUCACCAAGCUGCCGCAAGUGGUGACGGACGUUGGUGUGCACCUCCAGAAGCUCUCUAUCAACAAUGAGGGAACCAAGCUCAUCGUCCUCAACAGCCUUAAGAAGAUGGUCAACCUGACAGAGCUGGAGCUGAUCCGCUGCGACCUGGAACGCAUCCCACACUCUAUCUUUAGUCUCCACAACCUCCAAGAGAUCGACCUGAAGGACAAUAACCUCAAGACCAUUGAGGAGAUCAUCAGCUUCCAGCACCUACACCGUCUCACUUGCCUUAAGCUGUGGUACAACCAUAUCGCCUACAUCCCCAUGCAAAUCGGCAACCUCACAAACUUGGAGCGCCUUUACCUUAACCGUAACAAGAUAGAAAAGAUACCCACCCAGCUUUUCUAUUGCCGGAAGCUGCGGUACUUGGAUCUCAGCCACAAUAACUUGACUUCCAUACCAGCAGACAUUGGGCUACUGCAGAACCUGCAGAACCUAGCUGUGACAGCUAACAGGAUUGAGAGUCUCCCACCUGAGCUCUUCCAGUGCAGGAAGCUGCGGACCUUGAAUCUGGGAAACAAUGUGCUGCAAUCACUGCCAUCUCGGGUGGGCGAGCUGACCAACCUGUCCCAGAUAGAGCUGCGAGGGAACCGCCUGGAGUGCCUGCCAGUGGAGCUGGGGGAGUGUCCUCUGCUGAAACGCAGUGGGCUGGUGGUGGAGGAGGACCUGUUCAACACCCUGCCUCUGGAGGUCAAGGAGCGGCUGUGGAGGGCAGACAAAGAGCAAGCCUGAGCUGCUGACAGGAAGGCAGGGAAACCUCUGAUCAACUAGACAGGAAACAAAAGGCCAUUCCAUUCCAAUUCCAUCUCCCAACCGCCCCAGUCAACACCAGACUAGCUAAGGAGAUCCUUGAAUAACCAAUGUGACUGGGAACAAGGCUGCUUGCUCCCUUGGAUGCAGGAUGGGGGAGGUUUGGAGGUAGGGGGUGACCAAGGCAGAGUGGGUGGCUCCUCUACAACAGCAGGAACAGAAGAGGUGCUGCUGUUCUGCAAGACGAGAAGUGGGAUAAUGCCAAAGCUGCCAUGGAGUUAACCAGAACUGCUGGUGGAGCCAACUUAGUUCAGAGUAACUGCCUCUGACUAUCGGGGAGAAAAAUGUGCUGAUCCAGUUACACUGCUGCAUCGCCCUAGAUAGGGCUCUUACAUGCAUCAGGGCCUGAGGAUGUCUUAGAGUCAAAGGACAAAAGUCCAGGGAGCCUCUUUAAACUCCAACUCUACUUUACUUUGCUGUGACACUUUGUAUAGUUCCACACUACUUGCUGAUUUGAUCAGUUGGGGCUUCUCUUUGAGGGCAGUGGGGAUGGCACAGCUUUUUUAUUUAUUUAUUUUAUUUAUUUUGAAAGAUGCUGGUAUUUUUUUUUGGUAAUUUUACCUCAAAUAUCAACUUGGAUUCAGGACUAAAGUUUUUUUUUUAACCCAGUUUCCAUCUGCUGGCUUGAGGUUGCACAGUCUUUUCAGAUUCCAAUCCUUUUUGCUGACCAGUAGAUCACAUAGCCUGCUUCCCUAGCUGGUAUUACUGGAGGUAUUGCCUAAAUGAGCAGUUCCAGAGUGUUACCUAGAUUGGGCUAUCUGUAGGCUGAAUUCCAGUUCUGUUUAGUAAAUGGGACAGGAAGGAUGCAGCUCAAUGCAUCAGAUAAGACGUGGGUGGAAAGCAGUAAGACUGUUUUCUGCAAGAAGCACUGAGGUACUUAAAACACUUCUUAAAAUCUAAAGUCUUUGAACUACUUUUUUUGUUCCCCACCCCCACCACCCCUCAGCAUUUUGUCUGGGGUGUUUAAAAAUACAAACACACUGUUAGCCAGUGUUAAGUACAACUCAAAAUAGAGGAGAUGGUGCCUGUAGCAGAGAGAAAUAUUCAACAUGCUUCUUCCCUACCCUUGCUGUGGAUUUUUUUUUGAGGUUUUUGCCAGCAUCUUUUUAUAAAUAAAAUCUACAACGCUGCUUGUUUUUGUUCCGGUCUGUUCAGCUCUUGAUUUUCAGCAGCUGUCAUUCUUGCUGCUCCUCUUGGCCUAUGUGAUCACAAGAGGCUAAUGCUGAUUGAACUUGGUGCUUGGGAUGGUAACCCUGUUCUUCUCUCUGCCCCCCGUUAAGAAAGAGCAUAAGAAUCCUCCCUGGACUGGGUUCCUCCAGCCCCCUGGGAGGGGAGGCCCCACAGUGAGGGGAGAGGAAUCUGUGUUGAAACAAGGCUAAUUUAUGACUUCAACAAAUCCCCUUCUGCAUUUGCAGAGGCAGCCUUAGCUUAGCGAUAGCUACUCAUAAUCAUGUCCUCAAACCAGGGUGGUUAAAGUGUGGCUUACAUUUCUACCAGUCACCCCAAAGCCACCUUGUGUUCAUUAGAAGGGGAAGCCUAUAGACCCUACACCUCCUGUAAUGCAGUGCUCCACCUUGCCCAGCUGCUUGGAUCCUCCAAGACUGGAACCCUGCCUGUUGAGAUAUGUAGUAUUUGCAGGCCCUGCCUGCUGAGAUGUGUAGUAUUUGAAGGCAUUACCUACAUAUUAAAAAGGGGGGUGGGGGGGGGACACUGUGUUCAUCUGGGUCCUGGCAAGCUGCUACUGAAGCCCUGCGUUGGGCAAAGCAUAGACACACUCUCUCUCUUUCUCUCUCUCUCAGAUAUUCCGGGCAAUAACAAACACUACAGCUUCCCUUUCUGCAUUAGAUGUAAUAUACAAGAUACGCACACUAGAAAUGCUGAAACAAUAUGUUAACUAGGCUCUGGAUUUGUUGAUGCUCAGAUGUUUAAAUAAAGCUACAUUGAAAGCUAGGAAAAUUUUAGCUUGUUUAUAGAAAUGCUUCUAAGAAGGGUAUAAAAUCUGCCUCCCUUAGUCCAUUCAUCAUGAAAACUCAAACAAUCCAAAGGGAUAACACAAUCAACUCUUGUUUGCAUGUUUUCCCAGCUCUGACUCUUUCCAGAGGAAAAGGUGCUGUAAAAGUUCUUCUGGAUGACAGGUUCACAUUUCUAACCAUAUUAGUGUGUGUUGAAAUUACAACAGAGAUGGGGCUAUUGGUGAAAGGAAGAGAUCUGGGUAUUUCAAAAUGUACCGUAUCAGAGAUCAAACUGGGAUUUAGAAGUGUGAUACUGAUAAUUUGCAGUGUGGGAUUUACCAGUCAUGCUAGGGUUUUGUAUUAACAAGGAGGGCAGCGAACCUGCUGGGGGGACUUGAGACUUACUCAGAAAAAAUGAGCUGUUUCAAGAUGCAGUACAAAGGCUGCUUUGAACUAACACUCCAUGGUCAGAGUAAAGACCUUUCAGAUUGGGGAGGAAGUCUGUCUUUCCUACUCUGCCAGAUGAAAUCUGGUGUCUGCAAUUCUUUACUGAGCCCUGAACCAGUUCUGGGACUGUAUGAUUAGGACCCAUCUACCCUACAGCAGUCAUGGUACCUAGCUAGUUGUAGCUUACACAGACCUAACUGGUCCUUGGACUGUGCAGAGAUAUAACAUUGCUUAUGGAAAGUGGGCUAAGGGUCCACACCUGGCUUACCUGGCUCUUCUGGCUGUAGUGAAGGUGGGCUCUUAGUUAUAUUUAGGUCCUGAAGUGUUUGUAUAAAUAGUCAUACUGAACUCUGGAAAGUAUGCUAUAAAGUGUCUAGAAAUCUGCAUGGUAAUAUGCAGGCCUCCUGAACUGCUAUAUAGCUCAUCCUUAGGACAAACCACCAUCCUGCUAGAGGGAGGAGACUUCCUCUUUUUAGAGUUUUAUUUCCUACUGUUUUUGAAAAAUAAGUAUCUGCCUAUGUUUGAUCCAGCUCCACAAAGCAAAUGUAAGACCAGUAUUGAUCAUGCAUGGAAACAUGAGCUGCUUGCUGCACUUUAAAUAUUUCAACCAGGACUGUUACAAGAGGUCUAGAUAGCUUCCCCCAUCGGGAAAAAUCAAAAUGAAUAAAGAGUUUUUGAAAACUUGUCAUAAUAGAAACCAAGGUUAUAUUGAAAUGCCUCAUCAUGAAUUGGUGAACUGGCUGAGAUGCACUUUUCCUCUUCCUUCAAGCAGAUGUUGGACCUACACUAGCAGAUCUCGGAGGCAUGAGGUGGAGAAAGCUUGAGAAUUUUAAGUAUAGGGUCAAAACCUGAGCUGCUGUGCACCUACUACAGUUGCUCAAUACUUCUCCAGAACUUGGCCCAUAACAGGACAAGUUCUCAUUUCCAGUAUACUUCCCUUCCUCUUCCUGAUCACUCAACCCUUGAGUGACAUAGCAAACAUUCUUUCCCAGUUAUAGGCACAUCAAUCAAUGCUCCAUUUUUUUUUUUUUAAAGUGGGCGGUCGUGUAGAAGCUGAGUUGGGCUGAGACUGACCUGUGUACUAUCCUAGGAAUCCUGUUCAGGUUACAUAGACCAGUGAGGAGCUGGUUAGUGGCAGUCUUCUCAAAGGAUUCUAAUAGUAAUAACCAAGAUCAUCUGUGUUAGCUGCUAAACUAAAAACAGAACUUGAAUUAAAGCCAAAUGUCUCCUAACAGCACUACUGAGUUGAACUAGUUCUUGGGGGCCUCUAUUUAUCCCAGGUACACUUGUGCCACAAUAGGAACCACAGUUCUAAGCUUUUUGGUAAACUGAAUUCUAGCAGUUAUGGUAAGUGGCCUGAUGUUUAAGUUGCAACUAAUAAAUUUGAACCAACCAAGGUAGCAGAAGCUGAAUGUGUUAAAUCUUGCUGUGCUUUGAAACAAUGCACUGGAAUGUCAGUUGUGGUUUUGGGUUUUGUUUUUUUUCUUCUGUUGAACUUACCAGUUGGUCCACUGUUAACCCACAGGUGGAACUAAUUUACUGUGCCACUCUAAACUGUUUCAUCGGUGUUGUAGGUAUUCUUCAUUAUUUUUAUUUCUACAUUGUAUUAACUACUUUGUCGCUCCCCUGUAGCAUCCUACCUCAGAACCUUUUUCUCCACCACUUGUUCUGUGCUCACUUUCAUGUCUUAAUUUUAACAAAACCAAACUCUUGAUGUUUAUCAGCAUGGACAACCUUUUAAGAUCACUUUCAGUCUCUGAACCACGUUUAGGUCCUCAGGUUUUGUUCUAACAGAUGAGAGUAGGAAACUGGAAGAUAUAUUCAUGUUUUGCAGCAGAUGAGGUAUGGGGAAAAUGGGCUCCAAAAUCUUAUUGGAUUGAACAGUGGUGAGGGGGUUAAGCCUUUUCCAUUUCAGCCACUUCCUUUUGUGAAAGGGACUUGAGUGAAUAAAUAUUUUGAAAGCUCAUUUAGUCUCUGAUUUCCAUUCUCUUCCAGCUCUUCUGAGGUAGGAUGAAUCUUUUGAAUAUGUGGGGUGCCUGCUUUAGAGAUGCAAUAGGAUGAUUACUCUAGUGAUGAGUUUACUCAUACUAGAGUUAUUCAUGUGGCCAGCUGUUCUUAUUGGCUCUGUUCUUUUCCAACAACAAUCUUUAAAAUGUUAGUAUGAUUUCUAUUCUCUUCACCGGAGAACAAAAUGGUCAUAUGCCUUAAAUUGUAACAUCCCCUGUGCUGAGAUGUUACUCAGCAUUUGCAAGAGAUUGAAAACUUCAAGUACUAACAUAGGCUUUAAUCUCAUUUAGUACUGUUCAGAAACCUUUGGCUACACCCUGGAUGCUGCAAUCUUGCUGGCAACCAUCCAGUUUAAAAAAUGCUAGAUCUGACAAAAGAAAAUGGGUUCUGUCUAUCCUAUCUGCAUGGAGUUGAGCACCAAUUUGGCAAGUAAUAUCAGGGGGAAGUGCACAUUCCCUCCCCACUUUCUCCAGCUGGAGACUAAUAUAUAUUGCUUUGAAACACUUCUGAAAUUUGACUCAUUAACUUGCUGUUUAAAAAUAGCAGGUAGCUAUAUAUAGCCCUAGCUGAAAGUGGGGUCUAGCAUGUCAAGAUGGAGUAAAGCUGACUGGCAAGAAAAGUUGAAUGUGGGAUUUCUAGAAAUCCCACAUUCUCCCCUGUUCUGCUCUUUCAGGAAGUCCUAUGAACAAAUGGUGAGCUGUGCUAAUUGCUCUUGUCUAGAGCAAACUAGUGUGGGCUGUGUGGAAAAAAAACAAAACAUGACAGGACCUCACAUUAAGAGUGUCUGUACAGCUGAUAUGUCCCCUGUGUGAUAUGUCACACAGGGGACAUAUCACACUAUGGGCUGUGUGAAAAAAACAAAACAUGACAGGACCUCACAUUAAGAGUGUCUGUACAGCUGAUAUGUCCCCUUCCUCAGAGCAUAACUCAUGUCUUAAACAUUUCACACAGCUUAUAAAAGUACUCUCACAGUUGUGGUUUGGUGUCCCCCACACCCUGUAUGGCAUUUCAGAAUUGUGAGUUAAGCCUUAAGUAUGUUGGAUUAUGUUUAGGCAGGUAACAGCACCUCAAGUACUGAAGGCUGCUAUGCUUUCACUGAAAGACUUGUAAGAUUGGACACUUUAACAAAAUAAAAAUUUUAACUUUUUAUUUCCAUUUUCCCUUUAUUUUUGUUCCUCUAAAGUACUUUGGCAAAUACAGCAUUUAAUGUUCCAA